AUGUAGAGUAUUUAAGAGUCAAUUAUUGAUAAAUACCCUGAUAGAGUGUAUGAUUAUUACAAAUAAUUCUUAGCCCAAUUUUACUUGAAAUAAUAGAAAAAUCUAAACUUCAAUUUUCGGAUGGAUCAAAAUUCAAAAAGUAUUUGGUUGAUAAAUCAGAUCACUUUUAUCACUUUUUUUAAAUACUAAGAAACUCUUUAAAAUUGUCAAAGUAAGAAUCCAUCUAUUUAUUUGUGAACAAAACCGGGUUGAUCAAACCAGGUAAUUAAAUUUUCAUAUUUAGAAAGUUAAGUUGGAGAAAUCUAUGCAAAAUAUCGUAGCAAUGAUGGGUUUUUAAGAAUCAUCUUAAAUGAAUAUGCUACAUUUGGAAAUUGUUGA
Molecule: messenger RNA, 378 nt
Organism: Paramecium octaurelia
Lineage: Eukaryota; Ciliophora; Oligohymenophorea; Peniculida; Parameciidae
Source: the annotation of a GenBank genome assembly